Molecule: messenger RNA, 1726 nt
Organism: Maniola jurtina (meadow brown)
Lineage: Eukaryota; Metazoa; Arthropoda; Insecta; Lepidoptera; Nymphalidae
Product: aldehyde dehydrogenase X, mitochondrial-like
Exons: 11
Coding region: 127-1593 (488 amino acids)
Molecular function (GO): aldehyde dehydrogenase (NAD+) activity
Source: RefSeq, a predicted model, not a curated record
CAGCACUGUCGCAGCACCAGUUGGCAACCAUAUUCACUUUAUAUAUUUCAGUUCAUUGAUUUUUAUUGGGCGUGCAAGGACGUGUUCAUAUUUUAAACACAGCCGGCAUAGUUUACAACAACAAAUAUGGUUAAAGUCGACGUUAAAUACACUAAGUUAUUCAUCAACAACGAAUGGGUGGACGCUGUCAGCAAGAAGACUUUCGCAACCAUAAACCCGCAAGAUGAAACUGUCAUCGCAGAAGUUGCUGAGGGAGACAAGGCUGAUGUCGACAUCGCAGUCGCGGCUGCAAAGAAAGCAUUUCACCGGUAUUCCCCUUGGCGUACCAUGGACGCUUCCAAAAGAGGGCAGCUAAUGCUAAAAUUGGCUGAUCUCAUCGAAUCCCAAGCGAGAUAUUUAGCUGAACUGGAAACACUAGAUUGUGGGAAACCAGUCAAAACGGCAGAAGAAGAAGUGUAUUACUCCGCCAGCGUGAUUAGAUAUUAUGCGGGCAAAGCCGACAAAAUUUUGGGAAGUACAAUUCCUGCCGAUGGCGAAGUAUUUUCUAUGACAGUGAAGGAGCCUGUGGGGGUGUGUGCUCAAAUAAUACCAUGGAACUAUCCCAUUCCCAUGUUAUCUUGGAAGAUUGCACCAGCAUUAGCAGCGGGAUGCACAAUAAUAGUAAAGCCAGCAGAACAGACUCCGCUCACUGCUCUCGCGGUCGCCGCUCUGAUCAAGGAGGCCGGUUUCCCUCCAGGAGUAGUUAACAUAAUUCCCGGCUACGGUCCCACAGCUGGCGCUGCCCUAACCCAUCACCCUGAUGUUGAUAAAGUAGCAUUUACUGGUUCCACUGAGGUUGGAAGACUGAUACUCGGAGCGGCACCCACUGCCAAUCUGAAACGUGUAACCUUGGAGCUGGGUGGCAAGAGCCCUUUGGUCGUGUUCAAUGAUGCUGAUGUGGAGCAAGCAGCUCAGAUAGCGCACGCAGCGGCAUUCGCGAACGGUGGGCAGUGCUGCUGUGCUGGCACGCGCACCUUCGUGCAGGCCGGGAUCUACGACCAGUUCGUGGCCAAGGCUGCCGAGAUCGCGAACGAUAGGUCUGUCGGUAACCCCUUCGACGACGUGCAGCAGGGGCCACAGAUCGAUCAGGACAUGUACUCCAAAGUACUGGGCUAUAUCGAAGCGGGCAAGUCUGCUGGUGCCAGAUGCGUGGCCGGCGGAGACAAGCUGGGUGAUAAGGGGUAUUACAUCAAGCCGACCGUCUUUGCUGAUGUCAAGGAUGACAUGACCAUAGCAAGAGAAGAGAUAUUUGGGCCAGUCCAGAGCAUUCUGAAGUUCGAAACGUUUGAGGAGGUGGUGGACCGCGCCAACGACACCAACUAUGGGCUGGGUGCCGGCGUCAUCACCAAUGACAUCACAUUGGCGUUUAGCUUUGCCAAGCUUGUGAGAGCUGGCUCAGUUUGGAUAAACACGUACGACCACGUCACAAGCCAAACUCCGUUCGGAGGCUUCAAGGACUCUGGCAUCGGCAGAGAGUUGGGAGAGGACGGUGUUAACCAAUAUCUGGAGAUCAAGACUAUUACUUUAGCUCUACCUAAAGUUCCUCAACUAUAAAAUAUGGGAUGCAUUUAAUAUACAUAUCCGAGAAACCCAUAUAAUAUAGUUAUCUAUGUUAUAAGCAACUUGUGCCAAAUGUAUAAAUAGAACAAAGUUUAUAUUUUUGAGUAAAUAAUAUUUUUAUUUAGUA